Molecule: messenger RNA, 411 nt
Organism: Dothidotthia symphoricarpi CBS 119687
Lineage: Eukaryota; Fungi; Ascomycota; Dothideomycetes; Pleosporales; Dothidotthiaceae
Product: Tctex-1
Exons: 4
Coding region: 1-411 (136 amino acids)
Biological process (GO): microtubule-based movement
Cellular component (GO): cytoplasm; cytoplasmic dynein complex
Molecular function (GO): dynein intermediate chain binding
Source: RefSeq, a predicted model, not a curated record
AUGGCGUCACCACUUACCGCCCAGUCACCCCUUCCCACAGCAGAGCUCCAGCGCAUCGCCAGCAGCGCGUGCGAGCAAGCCAUCGGAGCCUCAGAGCUGUACGACCACCCCAACGUAGCAGACUGGAACACAACCAUCAUCAACACGAUCCUCAAAUCCCUCAUCACCAAGACGUCCACCGGCGAAGGCGACGCCAGCCAACCCCCCGCCCACAAGUACAUCGUCAACAGCACCAUUAUCCAGCACCUGGGCUCGCCGGCGGAACCGGAGAAGCACGGCCGUCGCGGUAUGCACAGCGCUGUUGGCGCCUUCUGGAACAACGAGAAGGACGGCACCUACAGCUACAAGUGGGAGGCGGCGGAGAAGAAGGGCAUGGAUAUUGUGAUUACGAUUACCUGGAUUGCGAUAUAG